AUGGUGCAUGUCGCAAAACACUUUUUUCGGUUAUUAAACCAUGGCACCAAGUCGACCACUUCAUGCAGAGCUUACCGACAAGUGCCUUGUUCGAGCACCGAAGAAGGGGAAUUCUCCGACAUCUACAGUCUAGCAAAGGUUUGGAAUCGAGCACCGCUACGAACGCAGAAUCGUUAUCCUCCGGAUCAGAAGGCAUUUUCCUUGACCAGAGACGCCAAUGAGACAAUCAGCAAAUAUCAAAACGGGUUGUGCUUCAAAGAGGAAAACAAUCUCGUUUUGACAGAAUUCAAGGGCAAGGAAGUGUGGACAAAGACUAUUGCCUACCUCUCAUGGCUAAAGACAAAAUUAUUCCUUCUUGGAGCGGAACCGUGCCUUAAGAUGAGCAGUGAAGAUUUGGUCUUAGGUGGUCGUAAGGUCUUCCGAAUUAUUCUAGAUGCUGUUAUAGGAAGAAAAAUUGAAUCUCUAGCACCGUUAGUAUUAGGAACUUCUGUCUUAGAUCUUCAUCGGAAGCAAGUUUGGGAACUGAAAGAUAAGCAAAGGGAUGCUCUAAUGGUCACUGAUGCUGACUUUGUUGGCGUGAAUGGAUUUGUCUACAACUGGGAUGGAUUCGGUAGUGAAAAAGGUAACAUUUCUGUUAGUCGUCGGUUGGUUAUGGAAGCCAUUUCUGGUCCGUAA
Cooperia oncophora is the source of this 675-nucleotide messenger RNA. The record is from the annotation of a GenBank genome assembly. Lineage: Eukaryota; Metazoa; Nematoda; Chromadorea; Rhabditida; Trichostrongylidae.